Messenger RNA from Entamoeba invadens IP1, 1479 nucleotides. Its product is annotated as nucleosome-binding protein, putative. Gene Ontology annotation, biological process: mitotic cell cycle. The record is from RefSeq and is a predicted model, not a curated record. The coding region runs from base 1 to 1479 and encodes 492 amino acids. The transcript has a single exon. Lineage: Eukaryota; Evosea; Mastigamoebida; Endamoebidae.
AUGGAAUUGGAUUCCUUGUUGGGUAGUCUCAGCAACUUCGGAGAACAAACAGCGAAGUCUUUGAACACGGAAAAGUCAUUUACAGACAUCACUAGUACAGAAACUGCUCGUAAGCAGUCGAUAGAACUGAAAAAGGAAGAGGAAAAAGAACAGCCGGUUGAUAAAAAAGACAAGAAGGAAAAGAAGAGUAAAGUUUCAAAGGCGAAACCAAAAAAGAAAGAAACACCCAAAACAAAAGAGGAACAUACAGUUGAAGUUUUUAAGAAGAAGUCUGACAGCAAAAAGCCCAAACCAAAAGAAGAUUUGAAUGAACCUGAAGAAAAAAGGGCAAAACCCAAAUUAAAGGACAAAACUCAAUUGACGAAAGAAAAAAAGCUCACAAAGUCCGAGAAAUCAGAGACUUCAAAAAAGGACGAAAAAACAAAGGAAAAACCUAAGAAGACUGAGAAGAAGAAAGAGGAGAAAGAAAAAGUUGACGAUAAAAAGCCUAAGACCAAAACCGAGAAAAUCAAAACUAAAGAGAAAAAACAAUCAAAGAAAGAAACCAAAGAAAAGACUAGUGACAGUGAAAAGAGUGAGCAAGACGAAGAACAACCGCUGAAAGGAAAAAAGAGUAAACAAAAAGAAAAAAAGAAAAACAAAACACAAGAAGCCGAGAAGAGUAAAAAACGCGUGAAAAAAGAGGAUGACAAAAAGCAAGAAAAGAGUAAAGAGGAGGCAAUCACUGAAAUCCCACAUGUUGCUGUUGAUCCAAAUGAAAGUGAAAAACAAGACGAACAUAUGGAAGAAGAGGAGACAAAGCAAAUUGAAGAAGAUGAGGAACAACAGAAAGAACCACUCAAACACAAAAAGUCGUCGGUUAUAAAAGUGAAGGUACUCGUCUCUGGGUUCAAUGAUGACGAUGACAAACCCGUUAACACUGAUUUUGUGUUGAUCAAACAAGACAUCCUGGAGGUGGACUGUUGUGUUGUGAAAAAUGCGAAGCGGACCGAAAAGGUGUUAGAAUCGCUUGUUCGAGGAAUUCCAAUCGUGAGCGAAAAAUACUUGGAGGCCUGUGAACAGAACGGGAAAGUCGAGCAAUUUACCGGAUUUUUAUUGGACAAAUCUUUUGUAGGAAUGACAGCCCCAGCAACCAUCAGAAACGAGUUGUUAACCGGUAUGAAAAUAUACGUAGGCGGCAAGACAAAGAUACAGAACCAUACAAUCGAGAGGUGGGUUGGAAUGUUGGGAGGGUAUUCUGUGGUUCGGCCUAAAGACGCUGAUCUGAUUGUGGUUGGAGGUUCGUCGCAAAUGAAUUUUAAAAAGCAAGAAGGAACUCCAGUUGUGUCAGAGAACUGGGUUUAUGACACCGUGGAACAAAUGAGAAAACAAGAAUAUGAGCAUUAUCAAGUCGUUGUCCCAAAAGGUAAAAACAAGAAGAAAGAAAAUACAGAGAGUGAAAAAAAGGAAGACAAAGGCGAAGAGAAAUCAAAGGAAUGA